Molecule: messenger RNA, 1125 nt
Organism: Alternaria arbusti
Lineage: Eukaryota; Fungi; Ascomycota; Dothideomycetes; Pleosporales; Pleosporaceae
Exons: 2
Coding region: 1-1125 (374 amino acids)
Source: RefSeq, a predicted model, not a curated record
AUGGGAUAUACCAACGUCAACAAUCCCAUCACAAUCGAUGAAAGCGUAACGGAUUGGUACACACAAACAAUUUCCAGACAGGCACUUUCUCUCAUACCCGAUGACUUUGAGAAACUCCCAGCUUUCGAGACCGUCAAGUUCAGCCAUCGAAAAAGCUUUGGUCCAAUAGUCGACACCCAUUGGCCACAAGACGCGUCCGAGAUGGUACUUACUCUGGGCACCUUCGACGCCCCGGAUCUCAACUUCAAGCCGCUGGUCUAUGUCUACGUACAUGGAUUGAAGAACCGUUUUAUCGGAUACUUCUAUGUCAACCCAGACUCGAGCAUCUAUCGCGUGCAACAGAGCAGUCUCAAGCAUGUCGAUAUCGAUGAACCGUUUUGUGACGUCGGAGACCUCUCAGUUGGCAAGCAAACUUUGUGCAACAGAGUACGAGCGAUGGCGCUUUACUAUUUCUUAGCUGCUGGUUACAUCGAUGAGGUAGGUGAUUACAAUCAUUUCUGGUUGGACUUUACGAAGGCUUGCGCAUUUAUCGCCAACAAGGGCAAGCGUCCAAAGCCUCACGCAAAAGUACAGAAACAAGAACCGAAAACUGUACCAGAGCCAGCUGCGACAUCAUGUUUGGGGCCAGAAACCACUGACUCGGCGCACGACGCUGUCGCAUCCAAGAAACGCACUGGCGAUGAUGGACCCAUGCCAACAGCAGAACAUCCGAUCAUGGCAAUCAGGGCUGAAGCCCGGCUAGCAAACAGUGAAAGAACAAGCACCCCAUUGAAAGCGGAGAUCGAUACGCAAGCCAGGGCUGUUGAACAGCUCAGAGCACAGAUGACAGUAAACCAUCAGCUGUUAGCGAAAGUCAACGGACUCACAGCGGAAAUAAGCCGAGUCAAGAAUGAAAGCAUGUUCAGUCAAAAUGCAUACCGCGGCAUCCAAGUUCAACACGAUGUCCUGGCAGAGCGACACGCUAAUACGCUCAACAACGAGAACGCUCUUCGCGAUCAGCUCGGUCAGAUUCAGGCACGCUGCGCACAAGCUGAGAGGCGAUCAAAGGUGCUGGAGAAGGAAGUAUAUGGUCUUAAGCAAAGGAUGAGAAGAGCGGAAGAAGCGUUGGACAUUUCGGGUUUUUGA